Messenger RNA from Cooperia oncophora, 639 nucleotides. NCBI's taxonomy places the organism in Eukaryota, Metazoa, Nematoda, Chromadorea, Rhabditida, Trichostrongylidae. The record is from the annotation of a GenBank genome assembly.
AUGGGUCUGUUGAAGUUUUGGCCGAAGAUUCACAGCCCGAAAGAGGUAGCAGAACGUGCGCUGUAUUACUGGAACAACGAGUAUGUAAUGUCUUUAAUAGGGGAAAAUGCUACAGUUAUAUUGCCAAUAAUGUUCCCGGCCUUGUACAAAAAUAGCAAGUCUCAUUGGAAUAAAACUAUUCAUGGCUUGAUUUACAAUGCUCUAAAGCUAUUGAUGGAGAUCAAUCAGAAGUUAUUUGAUGAGUGCUCACAGAAUUACGCGAAGGAAAGAUCACUAGAGAAAAUCCGACAAGAAGAAAAGGAGCGAAAGUGGGAAAUGAUCGAGGAAUGUGCUCGGAAAAAUCCCAAGUACUGUGAAAUAAAAGCCGUGUUUGGCGAUGUGAACGGUAUCACCUGUGGCAUGGAGGCAUUAUCGCUGAAGUCAUCUACCUCUAAUGACGACGAUAGCACUGUACAGUUGAAUAAAGAGGAGAUUUUGCGCAAUACGUUGGACAGGGAAAAUGUGGAAAAGGCGAAUCAAAGAGAAGUUGGAUUCACGCAAAAACGCAGUGAACUCCCGCCAGAUAUGCAUACGGAGAAAGCGUUAGAAGAGUAUAAACGGCAUGAUGCCUAUCUACGAAAGUUGGGUAACGCUGAGUGA